UUUACUCAGAUUUCUGUUUACAACUCAACGUUGAGUUGAAGUGUUCGCAAAGAUCAUGUCGGAUCAUUAUUAUAAACGAAGGCCUAAGUCUAAUAAGCCCAGCAGUUACGAAGACAAUUUGACCAGAGGCUCUGAGGGACGUUACUAUGCUCGUCACCAUACCUAUAAGGAUUCCAGAUCGUUUAGUAGAAAGUCAUAUGCAGACGAUCCAUAUUACACAAGAAGGCCCAGGCCUCGGCCAGAUGACGAAGACCAAGUUCAGGUCCAGAUACAAGCCUCUUCCCGCUGUGUAUCAUCUCGCUCACAUUCAGGUGACAGGUCAAGUGAUGAUUAUUAUGCAUAUAGAGAGACUAAACGUGUCCGUAAUUAUGACGAUUCUUCGGGUAGUCAACGGCAUCGGAGAAGUUACACAGAUAAAGGGGAAUCCCGUCGCAGCCCAAGACGUGAGAGCAAAUUGUCAUCUGGACCCAGUGAUCUGAAUAUAGAUGCUCUUCUUCAAAAUGAUCGAGUGAAGAAUGUACUCCUAGCUGGUAUUUCUAAAGCUGCUGCAAAGCUAAAUGAGACUAGCCGUAGCAGAUCACCAGAGACUGUUGCUUAUCACAGCAAGUCGUCCAAGUCUCCAUCUCAGGUCUUAACCAAAGAGGAGGAUGUGGAGCGUGCCAUUAUAUUCCAAAAGGGCUCAACAUAUGGAAGUGGAAAGAUUCACAAACAAAUUGAUUCCUCGUCUGCUAUCAGCUCAAUUAAGAAAGCAUUGAAUUUGUUUAGUGAUAAGACUCAGUCUUCUCGAGCACAAUCAGACAAAACAGGAAGUGGCAAAUCACAAGCAUCCGACUCUAGUGUCGUUAAUGAUGAUGGUAUAGCUCUGGGAAAUUCUCCAGACAAAGGAUUGACAAACAAGCGAGCAGUUGGCCCGUAUGAUGAGGUUCAAGAGCAGCUUUAUGCUCAAUGGCAACAGUCUUUAAAACCUAACCCUGGGUCUUCAAAACUAAGAGAAAGGGAAAAGUCAAGUAAUUUUGCAGACAAAGUCACGUUGCCAAAAUCCAAAAGGUUACCACAUGAAGUUGAGAAAAAAGAAAAGGGUGCUGGUUUUGAUUAUGCAGUAAAUGAUAUCCUUCAGGCCGUUGGUUUCAAUGCUGAUCUAUCCAGAAGAGUGCAAGAAUUGGCACGUAAAAAGAAUCAGGAGGAAGAUAAUUCAAAAAGAAAAAUUUUAGGUAAGCUGACUUCUCUCUUACACAGAGAUGAGGAUGAAAGAUGGAGCAAAGAUACUGCAGAUGCUUUGAGGAGACAUGAGGAUUCUUCUGACACUGAGGAAGCUAUAGCGGAGACCAGGAGAUCAAUAAGUAGGGAUGAUCAGGUCACAAGGCACCGAGAUGUGCAUGGGGACUCACCCCCAGCUCAAUCCAGAAGCGGAUAUGAGAAACUCCUUGAUGACCUUGAAAAUCGGAUCAGUGGACAACUUCAGGGCAAUAUAAAAGAGGAAUAUCACUACCCUGAGGAGCAGGAAUCUGGUAUGACUAUUCCCCUUCUUGUUGCUAAACUAAGGAAGAAAUAUGAAAGCAAUGCCCCUGGUGACAAAUUCGAUGUCCAUGCCUUGGCGAAGGCCAUAAAGGCUGAAAAAGUUUAUGCUGCAAGUAAAUAUGGACAUAGUGAAGACUUAAACGCACCUCAAGGAACCGCUGUUCGAUCAGAUGAGUUUUCUUAUGAUUCUAAAUAUCCACCUUUCAAAGAUGACACAUCUCCUGUCCGUAUUUUCAAAAAACGAACCAUCUCUCGCAGUUCUUACAGAAAGAGAGAAGAGUAUUUGCUGGACGAGGCCUCCAGACAUGAGGAUGAGAUGAGACCAUCUGGUCCAAAAAUGAAGAGAGUUGUCUCUCCCAAUGAAGACAGACUAGGCAGCUUUCGACAGGCAGCUGCACCUCAUUACCAGAAUCUGGAAAGGGAUAGUGAAGUUACAAGAAGGGACAUUUCACCUGGACAAUCAAGAAUUACUAGAGGGCGUCAAUCGAGGUCUUCAGAUUCCUCUUCAAUCUGCUCAAGUGACAGAGAGAGAUCUAGGCCUCUCAAACGGCGACGUUUAAGAAGUAGGGACAGGCGAAGGUCGCGGAGCCCUUGGAAAAGACGAUCAAGAACACCCGAUAGACGGAUGUUGUACCAUCCUUACUCUUCCAAGUGGAGGUCAAGGUCAAGAGACAGUCAACCGAGACAGGACGACUGGCAGUACUCGAGGGAUGAACGCUCGAGGUCGUCAUCAAGACAGAGGUCUCCUCCACCAAGAAGACUCCAGAUUCACAAAAAAUCAUCUGCUGCUGACCAUGUCAUUGAGACAGAUUUGGAGAAAGCAGCAGAUAAAGGAGAGGUUUUGUACUUGAAGGAACCUCAGAAGAAGACUGGGGACCCCAACAUCAUUGAGAUAAGUGGGAGCUCAGGUGGCAAAGUACUCUAUGACUAUAUUGAUGCAGGAGAACAUUGGUGUUCUCCCUGUCGCUUUGUCUAUGACGAUAUGCAGCAGUAUCUCAAACAUUGUCAUGGCGACAAACAUUUGAAGAACAUUGAACUACUCAGGAGACCUUGGAAUGAAGGGAACAUUCCAGACCAAUCUGCCACUCUAAAUGUUGGACUUGCAAAGGAGAGAAUUAAAGGUAUGGAGAUGUUGUGUCCUGUCAUUGGCUUCUACUGCACACUGUGCAGGCAGCAUUGUGCAGACUUUGGAGCAACUGAGAAGCACAUGAAAAGUGCUGUUCACAAUAGCAACUACACAGAAUUUACAAGAAAAUAUCCAAACUAUGAGGAUCAAUUACUUGUGGAGAAAACAAAGGUGCUGGAAGAGAGGAAAGCAAAGAGAGUCUCUGCACCAGGGCCUGUAACAACCAUGGAACAAGGAUGUCAAAUUAUUUAUCUCUCUGAGUCAGAGGAUGUCACAGUGGUGGAUAUGGACCUUCAGGAAAACGACAGUGGUGAGAUUAUGAAAGUUGAGGUGCCGACAACUUCAGAGCAAGCUGCCCCUAGUGUUAGCACCAAGCUGGAUGCUGUGAUUUCCAAGACGCACAGUCCUGCUGUGACGGCCGAACAACAGGCAUUGGAGGAUGAGGAGAUAAAAAAGAAUAUAGUUAUGAGCUGGGAGAUGUAUUCAGAUGAGGAGGUGAUGCAGGAUAAGUCACCGAUCGACAGAUCAAACAGGGACACGCUGUUGGCUGACGUCCUUUGUUUUGGUGUGGAUGAGUUUCGACGGCUUCAGAGGGAGGACCAGACUCUCGCACAAAAUUUCCUAAAAGCUCAAAAGGGCCACACAAUAACUGUAGAAAACAUUCGAGUGUUCUUUCAGACCUUUGACAACGUACUCUUCUAUUGUUUGCAGAAAAACGCUAUUUUUAAGUUUUCUCUCGUGGUACCCCAGGAAUCGCGUCUCCGAGUGCUGGACUUCUAUCAUUGUCCUGCAUCCUCCGGCUCCACCCACGAUGACCCGACUCACCUCAGUGUGAAGGAGACCAUUCGGAAGAUCAACGAGAACUUUUACUGGCCAUCCCUGCCUAAAUCAGUCCGCACACAUUGUGCAAAAUGUGUCUUGUGUCAGGAACUGGAACCAGAGGCACUGGCAGAAGAUGACAGCGAGCCAAAUGAUAGUUCAGUCACUGUUGAAAAGGCUGCAGGUGACAGCUCUUACACAGUAGAGGAUUGUGGCGAUAAUGAGAAAACGGUCACGUUGUCAGAAGUCAAGACUGAUGAUGAGCAAGGUCAAAGCUCCCUGUCAACGGAGGUCAAGGUAGAUGAAAAACAAAGUCAACCCUCCACUUCAUUUGAAAUCCAGGCUGAUAAUAGAUCUGGUCAACCCUGUGCGUCAUCAGAGAACAAAGUAGAUGAUAAGAAAGGUCAGAGCUUAACAUCAUCUGAAGUCAAGGUUGUUGAUAAACAAAGUCAACCUUCCACAUCAUCAGAAAUGAAGGAUGAUGAUAACCAGGGUCGAACCUCCCCAUCAUCAGAGGCCUGUGGUAGGAACAAACAAGAUCAAGUCUCAGGAUCAUCAGGGGUCGAAAUUGACGAUGAACAAGCUCAACCAUCCUCAUUGGAUAUUCUUGAUAACAAUGGACUGUCUAAUGAACCUCCAGCUGGGAUGAAGGAUCUUUCAAGUAAAAUGCAAGAAGGUGAUACAGAGAUCAAGAAGCAGGAAAAAUCAGAAAGUGAUCGAAAUAUGGAUGGAUUAGCGAUCAAAGUCGGAGAAGAUGUAGAGAUGUGUGGAAUGAAUGAUGUGGGAGGUAGUAUGUCAGCUGGUACUGGUGUAGACAAAGAAUUGUCAGAAAGUAAAGGAGGAGAAGAGGUUUUACAGAGUGAGGAAGAUGGAACAGGGGGACAAAACUCUGGAGCUGGUGAUGUCGAAAAUGUGUCAGAAGUUGUGGAGGUGAGCAAAGGGAACGGUGUCCAGGGUGGAGGUGAAAGAGGAGGAAAUGGCCUGGGAAGGGACGGGAGAGGUGCAGACCAAAGCAGGGUGAUAUCUGCCGACCAUGAGUCGGAGGUAGAGGAAUGUGAGACUGCUGGUCCCUUGGAAAUGGAGAGGAAAUGCACAGAGGAGGUACAGAUGCUGACAGAUGCAACCAGUGCAUCCUGUAGUGAGAACUCAGCAACAGAGACAGUGACAGAUGUUUUCCCUGUUAGCGUAAUGACAGACUCGAAGACAAUGGGCAGUCAGUCAGAGUCAUGUAUGGACGUGGAAGUGUCUGAGCAGGGUCAAGAGAACUCGGCUGUACCAGAUGGCGCGACAGCUGGCGUCACUGAUGCAGAACUAGCAGAUGGUCAAGUGGACUUGGUUGAGACGACUCCUGCAGUUAUUGAGGAACCAGAAGGUUGUCAGAAAAACUUGGAUGUGCCUUGUAAAGGGAUGUCUCCAGUAGUUCAUGUAGAACCAAUGCCUUGUCAAGAGAAUUUAGCUGUACCCAAUAUGGCAACUACACCCCUAGUUGUUACAGAGUCUGGUGAGGAGAACUCUGCUGUACCAUAUGUUGUGACAGCUCCUAAUGUAGCUAUGGAACCAGAGGGUGGUCAAGAAAACUCAGGAGUGCCUGAUAACAGCAAGCAGGAUUCUCUGGUGUCCAAGAUGCACAGUCCAGAUAUGACGGUCAAACAGCAGACAACUGGGAAUCUGGCCUUGAAAGGAAAAGAUGACGAGGAUACUUUUGAAAAGGAGGAUGUUAAACAGAAGAUGGAGUUGCUGAAUGAAGAAGUAAAAACAGUGAAGGAGAAAGUAGAAAAGGGUGAGAUAAGAAAGAAUGUUGAUAUGGACUGUGAAAGGAAUUCAGAUAAUGUGAUGGUACAGGAAAAGUCGCCCAUCGACAGAGCGUACAGAGACACACUGUUGGCGUCUGUCCUUUCUGUCGGUGUGGACGAGUUUCGGCGGCUUCAGAGGGAGGACCAGACUUUAAAACAAAAUUUCUUAAAAGCUCAAAAGGGACACACGAUUACUGUUAAAGACGUUCGAGUAUUCUUUCAGACCUUUGACAACGUACUCUUCUGCUGUUUGCAGAGAAAAGAUACGUGUAAGUUUUCUCUGGUCGUACCCAAGGGAAUGCGUCUCCAAGUGCUGGACUUCUAUCAUUGCCCGUCCUCCUCUUAUGGCUCCACUCAAAACAAUUCAAGCCACCUCAGUGUGAAGCAGACCAUUCAGAAGAUUGGUGAGAACUUUUACUGGCCGUCCCUGCCUCAUUCGGUCCGUGCAUAUUGUGCCAAUUGUGUCCAGUGUCGAGAACUGGUACAAGAGGCAGUGGCAGAAGAGGACAACAAGCCAAAGGGUAUUUCAGUCAUUAUUAAAAAGAGUGCAGGUGACAGUUUUUGCACAGAGAAGGAUUCUGUGGAUAACCAGAAAACAUGUGCGUUGUCAGAAGUCAAGAUUAACGAGGAGCAAGGUCAAUGCUCAUCAUCAACAGAGGUCAAGGCUGAUGAAAAACAAUGUCAAAACUCCACACUGCAAGAGGUCAAGGUUAAUGAUGAACAAGGUCAUAGCUCCACAUUGUCAGAGGUUAAAGUUGAUGAUAAUUAUGGUACAUCCCUGACAUCAUCUGAGAUGGAAGUUGAUGAUAAACAAAGUGAAAGCUGUGCAACAUCUGAGGUUGUGGUUGAUAAUGAACAAGGUAGAACUUCCCCAUCAUCAGAGGCCAAGAUAUGGGAUGAACAAAAUCAGAUUUCCGGAUCAUCGGGGGUCACAGCUGAUGAUGAGCAGGCUCAGCCAUCAACAUCAAAUGUUAUCGUUAAUGACGAACCUUCUAAUGAGCCUUCAGCUCGGAUGGAGGCUCUUUUGAGUGAAGUACAAGAAGGUGAUAGUGAGAUCAAGGAGCAGGAAAAGUCAGAAAGUGUUAGAAAUGACAGUGAGUUUGCAGUUGAAGUCGGAGAAGAUUUACAAACUGAUGCAAGAAAUAAUGCAGAAGAAAAUAAGUCAACUGAUCUUGACCAAGAAUUUUUAGGAAGUAGAGGAGGAGAAGAGGUUUCACAGAACAUGGAAGAUGAAACAGAGGGACAAAACCCUCGAGCUAGUGAUGGGGAGAAUGUGUCAGAAGCUUUGGAGGUGAGCAAAGCGAGAGGUGUCCGGGGUGCUGGUAAAAGAGGAGGGAGUGGUCGGGGAAGGGGCAGGAGAGGUGCAGGCCAAAGCCAGGUGCCAUCUGGUAGCUGUGUGUCGGGGGUGGAGAGUUCUGGUGAUUCUGAAACAGUGGAAGAACUCAUGGAGGAGGUGCAGAUGCUGACAAAUGCUAUUGAUACGUUCUUCAGUGACAGCACAGAGAUAGUGACAGGUGCUUCUGUUGGCGUAAAGAAAGGCUCAAAGGUAAUGGGGAGUCACCCAAAAUUUUGUAAGGAUAUGACAGUGUCCGAGUGUGUUCACAAGACCUCGUCUGUGCCCGAAGAAGUGAAGUCUCCCAAAUUUUCCACAGAACCAGAACAUGUUCAAGGAAACUCGUUUGUGUCUGGUGAGACAAUGUCAACCCUAGAUGAUGCAGAACCAGUGUCUAGUCAAGAGAAUUUGGCGAUGCCCAACAAUGCAACAAGUUACCUUAUUGGUACAGAGCAUGGUGAAGAAAACUCGGCUGUUCCCAAUGUUGUGACAGCUCCUGUAGUAGAUAUAGCAUCAGAGAGUGGUCAAGAAGCUUCAUUAGUGCCUGAUAUUACAACGGUUCCUGUUGUUGACAUGGAGCUAAUGUCAACUCAGGGAGGUAACUCUAAACCCUGUGGGGAAACAGUACUUUGUAGUGGUGAAGGAAAGAGUGCUUUAUGGGAUCUGCCUGCUGGGCAGAACCAGGCUGUGCUUGGUACAGAUGAUGAUGAAACCGACCAAAGAAACUUGGUGUCCUGUGAACAGGUUGUGGGCCCUACAUGUAAAAUGUCUGGUUCUGGCGAGACUGAGGACUCAAAUGCUGUCUCUGUUACACAAGGGAGUGCUGAACUGUCUUCACCUUCUCUUGCUAAUGAAGUCUGUGACUCCUCCUCUCAUGUCAAAACUGAACCCAGUGCUGGAGAUGAUUGUGCAGAGAAUGAGCCAAUUGUCACAUCGUCGGAGAUUGUCGCAGGGAGCAAAGUGAAAGGUGGGGGCAGCGGCCGAGGUCGAGGUAAAAAAGGAGGGCGUGGCAGGGGGAGGGGUAGGAGAGGUGCAGCUCAGAGCAGGGCUUCAGCUGCCAGCAGUGAGCCAGUGGCAGAGAAGUGUGAGACUCCCAGUCUCUCUGAGACAACAGGGGAACACUUGGAGGAAGAACAGAUGGCAGUAGUUGUGAAGGGGGGGUCUUCAGGCAGGACGAGAAGCAAGCGACUGACGGGAAAACAGAGUGCUUCAUCUCCUUUGUAGCUUAUAGCUCUGGACUCAAGCUAUUUUGUUCUAUUUAGGUGAUACCAAUGUUUUACAAAGCUGUAAAUUGGAUAGCUGUGGAUUUACAUCAAAUAAUUGCUUUUUUUGCAUAUAUAUAUAUGAGUUGAGGAGAAAUUGUUCAUAAUUAUAAUGAGUUGUGAGUAUGAGUUCUUCAAGUGUCUUGACUGUCGGGCCUUAUUGCCUUCUUUUGGAGUGCAGUUUAUAGAUUCUCACUUAUGAUCCAACAACCAUUAUGAUAAUAGAAAAGUUAUCAGUAUAGGAGGGGUUUGUGUACUACCAUUCUUACUCUUAUUGAAGAUGCAUGAUAUUCACUAAAAUGCAUUGUUUAGCUCAUUCAUGGCUAGCUUUGAGGAGGACAGUGAGUUAAUACCGCUGGGUAUUACUACCAUCAAAAUUGUUCAAGUUGGUCACCUAUAAUUAAGAGAAGAGUGGUUAUUUUGGACAGGCGGACAUCUUGGACUGUGUCAUUAUUAUAAUAUUUUUUUAAUCGCAAGAAGUGAAGUAGAAGUGGCCAUUGGCAUUAGAGCUGGUUUGACUGUACCGGUACUUGAUUGCUUAGCAUUAACAGCUAACUUCACUUUUAAGCAUCAAAUCAUAGCUCAUGGUGUUCCUUCUAGUUCUUUUUAUGCUUCUACUUCUACUCAAUGUAAUUUAUGAAGUAAUUGAAGAGUUAGGAAACAGUACAUAGGCCAUGUUAUUGAGCACCAUGCUUUCUGUGCAAUAAUUGUUUAUGUUGUGAAUAUUAUUAGAAAAUUUCUGACUUAAAACUUUGUAUGAAAUUUCAGACUUGUUGCUUUGAGCUGCUGUGUCUCAAAGCUACCGCCAUUGCUUCUUCGUUGGUUUCUUUUUCUUUUUCAGUUUGCAUGCAUGUACUUUUGAAAAAUGUUGGCAUGCGUUGAACUGAGAAGCGAUGAUUGCAGAUAUUGUCUUGUGUUGCAUAGUUUCAUGUGGUUUUGGGGUUGUACAUAAACGUAGUUCUAAUGCAUUUUUUCUUGUACUAGGCUUGCUAUGUGAAAAAGUGAUCUGGUCCAGAUAUUCAAAGAUAAAUAAGCUUUCAAGAACCCCGUAUUUCUUGGAUUCCAGGAUCAAGAUUGCAAGAAAGUUUUGCCCUAUCAAUUGACUGUGCUAGUGUUUAGAUAUUGUACUGUAUGAGUUUCAUGGAGAUGUCUUUGCUGAAGUAACUGUGAUUCAGUCCUUUAGCCAGAUGGCUCUUGAGAACUUGACUUUUCAAGAAAUCCAGUUGUUGAGUCUCCAGGUGUUGGCAGAUCCUCAGGUGAACUCUCUGUGGCAACUGUUCUGCUCUGAUCAAUGUCCUUUAGAGAAUGGCUUUUGACUCUGAUUAAUCUCUUCUUUAAUGAAGGAACCCCAGGCUUAUCCUUUUCUUCCUCCUCCUCCCCCUCUCAUCUUUUUCUUCUUGUGGGGGUAACCUUAGCUCUUUUGGUCUCAAGCAGGAUUGUGGUACAGGUGGCCCUGGUUUUAUUCUUAUUUUUUUCCACUUGAACUAAAGCAUUCCAGUCUUUGGUUCUCUUUUCUGAGAGCUUUGUUUUUAAUACUUUGAAAGAAGUUUAUCAAGAUUUGAUAUCUUCUGGUUGGUGUCUUCAAUCUGUUAAUUAAUACAUGUACAUGUAUUAAUAAAGGAAUAAAAAAAGAC
Aplysia californica (California sea hare) is the source of this 9485-nucleotide messenger RNA. RefSeq lists its product as uncharacterized. Gene Ontology annotation, cellular component: nucleoplasm. Lineage: Eukaryota; Metazoa; Mollusca; Gastropoda; Aplysiida; Aplysiidae. The record is from RefSeq and is a predicted model, not a curated record. Gene Ontology annotation, biological process: negative regulation of DNA-templated transcription; positive regulation of DNA-templated transcription. Gene Ontology annotation, molecular function: zinc ion binding; nucleic acid binding. The transcript has 6 exons. Bases 56 to 7813 code for a protein of 2585 amino acids.